Wickerhamiella sorbophila is the source of this 744-nucleotide messenger RNA. RefSeq lists its product as hypothetical. NCBI's taxonomy places the organism in Eukaryota, Fungi, Ascomycota, Dipodascomycetes, Dipodascales, Trichomonascaceae. The transcript has a single exon. The coding region runs from base 1 to 744 and encodes 247 amino acids. The record is from RefSeq and is a predicted model, not a curated record.
AUGCAGGAUGAUGAAGCGUAUGCCGGUCGGGACUUGCAUCCGAGCUAUGUGCAAGAACUAGCCGCCUGCCCUCCGGUUGUUAUAUCGAGAUUUCUUUACCGGGUCUAUGCGUUCCUGGCUGGGCUGUUCGCGGUCUCCUCGGUAGGCGCCGUCUCGCUGAAGUUCUGUUUGUACUUGCUGUUCGACGAGGCCGACACAGACAAUUUGAUCCCCACCGGUGUCGAAAUAGCUGAUGUCGUAAGUACACUGCUUUUGAUCAUUCUCCAUCUGCUUGCUUGCUGUUAUCGUCGCCAGUUUCCUGCGAAUGGCCGCUUGUUGGUUGCGGUUGGAAUGGCCAGCAUCUUCAGCAUUGGUGGCUCUGCGGCGCAGAUAAAGUCAAGAGCAUACUUGAACACACUAGUAACCAUGGCAUUUAUGUACGGAUCGGCCUUGGUUUUGACGCAGCUGUCGCAAUUCAACUUUCGAGAGCGCAAGGCCUACAUAUGGAUCGCAGCAAUCACAGUGGCUGUCUUCGGUUUGGUGACCCUGGUUCACCCUCCGUCAUCCCUUUUCCAAAUCAUUCUGAGUUUAAUUGGUGUUCUGCUGGUUGGGCCGCCGGUUUUGUUCCGCCUCUGGCAAAUUCUCCCCAUCGCCAGUACUGACGAAGACAUACGUUAUGCGGUCGACAGCUACUCAAUCACAUUUGUAGCGCUGCUGCUUUAUUAUAUUUUUGGGAAAAUAUGCCGCCAAACCCAUCCUUUAUAA